GUCUAGGCUGACACAGCGGGUGAUCGCUUUUAAGCUGUCUAUUUUUGUUUUAGAAUUUUUAAUUUAUUUUUUAGUUAGACCAUUUUAGUUUAGUUCACAAUAUACACGCCACCUGUGCCAUGCAUGUUAUCGCCUCCUUCUUGAUCAAGAGAGGAGGAGGAGAUUUGGGAGGACAGCCGAAGAGCUUGACUGUGAUUUCUGCGGCAAAACAGAAAUCGAGAAUGAGUUCAUGCUUGUCAUUCAUGAUCGCUCUCGUCUGCGUGGGGAGCCUGCUGACCAUCGUCACCUGGUACAUGAUCGACCAUGACAGAAAUCUGCGCCCAGUGCGUCACAGGGAAGCGAUUGACAACGUGCGACAGCGCUACUCUCAAACCUGGAAGAAGAACGAGGAGAAUUACCGUGCAUUUACCUCCAAGUUGAGCCGCUCGUGUCGAGGCUUCGACAAGGCCAUCAUCACGCAGGGCAACACCCCCGUGGGGACCAAGAUUCAGUACGAUGGAGAAAUGGACAGGACACUACUGGUCACCCCCGCCAUUUUCAAAACAUUCAUUAAGGAACAUCCGUUCUCCAACAGGAUGUUUGACACUUGCGCCGUUGUUGGCAACGGCGGCAUCUUGAUGGACAGUCACUGUGGGAAAAUGAUCGACUCGGCUCAGUUUGUUAUAAGGUGCAAUCUUCCGCCUUUGAACAAGAAGUACGAGACAGACGUGGGCGUCAAGACGGACCUCGUGACGGUGAACCCGAGCAUCCUCCAUAAUAAGUACAGCUCCCUCAUGGGACAAGAGCGCGACUUUGUGAUGAGUCUUCAAAGGUACGGAAAGUCCCUCAUUGUCCUUCCUGCCUUCUCUUACGGCAUGAACACGGCGGUGUCGAUGCGCGUGGUCCAAACCGUCAACAACUUUGACAGCCCGGCCCGUCCUAUUUUCUUGAACCCGGAAUACCUGCGCAAUCUGUCCCAGUUCUGGGCGAGCAACAGCCUGAAAUGGAAACGCUUCAGCACGGGGCUCAUGAUGGUCAGCAUGGCACUGGAGGUGUGCGCCAAUGUGCACCUGUACGGCUUCUGGCCCUUCAGCACCCACCCGCACAGUCUCUCCACGCUCACCAAUCACUACUACGACGACGUGCCGUUCAAGGCCGGUGCCCACAACAUGCCCAUGGAGUUUGACCUGCUGCUGAAGCUGCACAGUCAGGGCGUUCUCAGGCUUCACCUGGGGGACUGUCAAAGCGAUAAAAAGUAGUCCCAAAAAAGAUCACCUGUGUGACUGAAAUGCUGUGGAAAAAAAGUCUCAUAAUCAUUUUGGCCCUAAUACUCUUUUGUUUAAAAUGUUGAAAUGCAGAUAACUUGGGACUUGAGCACUUUGGGUGAAAUAUUUUUUGGGUUCAUUUGUCAUUUUCCCGUGUUUGUUUUGUACAGAAUCACACACACACACACACACCACUUCCUGAGUACUAAAAGAUGUGUAGUAAGUGCUGUACUGACGUGCGCGGACAUACACAAUGCCCAUCAUUCACUUUCAUCAUCAUGCACCGAUGCUGCGGCGCCAAGGAUAAUUGAUGCCUUUAAAGUCUCCUUCAAGGAUACUUUGGCUUUAAAUACAAGUCAUCAACACCUGAGCCACUGUUUUUCUUCCUUGAAUGUAAAAUGAUUUCUGACGAUUUGGAGUACAAUAGAAUAAAUAUUUGUAAAUUAUCAUGACUGGGUUAUUUUACUUGUCUGCAUGUUAUUUAGAGGGUCAUCGGGAUAGCGUGGCUCGGAGAAGCCAUGAUCACAGAUCGAUAGCAAAACAUAGCAAUGGGCAUAGUAAUGCACCAUGAGGGACACCAUCAGUUUUAAUUAGAAGCCUAUAUAUGCACAAGAAUAUUAGCCACAAAGUGAUGCAAGAUAAUUUAGUUAAGUCAGACGGUGGCUUGGAGUAGUUUGCUAGCUGACGGGGACCGGUGUCUUCAGCGAUGGUGGAGAAUGCCGCAGUGAUGGAAGCCAGUCCCGGGCCUAUCUUUGUGGCUGGCUUUAGGGUGACAGAUUUGUCAGCACGGGCGUCUUUGUGGGCUUUCGGGCUGUUGUGGUGGCAAUGCUGCUGUUUCAGGCGGCUGGUGGGCUUGAGUUUGUUUGUCAAAGUUUUUUGUAAAAGUGUUUGUGGAGUGCAAAGUGUUUGCGGAGCAUUUGGUGCAACUUCGCGCAAGGUGUCUGACGGAGUGGGAGGUCCCACACGGUCGAUGUCAUGUUUGUUUACAGCACAAAGGAGAAAAGGAGAACUUGAUUUCUCAGCCUAACCCACCUACAGCACAGUACAAUUAAUCUCGCAUCAUUUGUAAAAAACUGAUCAGAGAUAUUUAUGUUAUCAGAUUUAUCGGUAUGACUCUGAUAAUUAUCCAGCUUAUAUUUAUCGUGAGAAGCCUUGAUUUUUGAGAAUUUGAGAAAAAUCCUCAAAGUUUGAUUAAAAGCCAGAUGAUAUAGUGUAGUAGAGAUAGCAUGUCUGUGUAGGAGAACUUUAGGGUGUCACCAAUUUAAGAGAAUUGAGAGAAGCCAUGAUACCACAUUGAACUAGAAAAGCAGCUACAGAACGCAGACCUCCGCCAAGUGCCAUAGUGCCCCCAUAUUGUGAUUCACACCAAAAUAAGAAUCCUACAUUUUUUGAUAUUUUGUAGAACCUGUUGGAAACUUGUCUUGUAUUUUUUUUUCCCAAGUUCUCUGACCAUUUUUUUGUGGAGUUACAGUAUAUGCACAAAUGCCAAAAAUGGUCAUAUCUCGCAAUGUUAAAGAAUCCUUUCAAAAAUUCCUGGAUCCAGACGGUGAUCCGGAUCACCCCCAAUAUUUAAUCAGUUCUUCCAUGUCCCAUUUCCGACAAUUUCUGAAAAUUUCAUCCCAAUCCAUUCAGAACUUUUCAAGUUAUUUUGAACACAAACACUGGCAAGACGUAACCUCCGUGCUUUGCGCUUGGCGGAGGUAAUUAGGAAGAUUUAGCAAAAGUGAAAUAUAGAAAUGGGCACAGUAAUGAGCACUGAGGGACGCCGUUUCUUUCAUUUGGGCUUGAAGUCUUGAUUUGUGAGGGUUUGGGACGGUUUUCAUGAAAAUGACUCAGACACGGUAUAUAAGGAAGUUUGGUUAAAGGCAAGAUAAAUCACCAUUUGCAGAAAGAAGAAUCUACAGUUUGUCGACGUUAGCUCAGGCUGAGCUGCAAGAAGAGUGGCUACUCACCCAUAUAGGAGAAUUGAGAAGACAUUUUGACAUUAAAUGUACGGAGAAAGAGAAGUGGGUGUAAUAACGAGCUCAGGGGGACGCCAUUCCUUUCAUUUCAUUUGUUUGAAAGGACAGUGUCCAUUACAUGUGCCAAAAAAUGCAGCGAAAUGAUGUGAGAAAUGAUGAUGUAAUGAUAGGACUUGACUCUGUUGGUGCCCUUAUUUGGUUGCUGGUCUCGUCUGGUCCCGGCUGGCCUUCGCUGAUUGUCCACUAUGUGGGAGGUACCACUGUUUCUGCUUGACCUUUGACAUACAUAAACAGCUGUCCAUCUACUCAGCAAGUGGUUUAAUAAAUCAUUAUUUCUAUAAACUACUUGUAAUCACUCACCCAGUUAAUCAUAGACGGUUAUAUUCAUACUGUACUUACAUAAUGACAGUUAAUAAUUCAAUCAAUAAACAUCAAUGCAAACUGUUAUUCUAAAAUCUACUUGUAGGAAAUAUUUACUCAGCUCACAAGUUAGUAAAACAAUUAUCCUACAUGUUUCUUGAGAUUAAGGCUGAGGACUGAACUUGCGACUUGCAGUUCUCUACUAGGGGGAAGUGUUUUCAAACAAGCACCCUGCGUGUUGCUGACUCACUGCCGGUGCAUUUUUUAACGAGCGUGACCACUAAAUAACUCGCCAUGGAGCCAAAGAAAGUUGCGCGUGCCAGCAUUUUGAUGAUAAAGGUGAGAAACACUGUUGAAUUCUAUCUCGCCAGGAUGUACGAGAGAUUUGCAUUCACUUCCAUCCAGUCAUUUAGAAUGAUUUUGUGUGGUUUUAUGCAUAUAAAACUAUCAUUAUACAUUUUUUACAUGUAUUUUUGUUCAUAUUUGUGGGUGUCUGGAAGGGAUUAAUUGGACUUACAUGAUUUCUUAUGGGGAAAAAAAAUGCCUCGGUUUUCGUCUAAUCUCUUGGAAUGAAUGAAUAAUGAACUGAGGUCCACCUGUGGAGAUAAACAACCUGUCCCACUCAAACCAGCUUAUCUAGUGGGAAGUUUUUAUUUGCACUGUAUCAGAAACAAAAGGCAGUGAGAGUCACAGCAUGACUCGCUGGGAAAGCCAAAACAAGUAAAAAAAAAACACAAUUGCAGACAAAUAAAGAGUUCAGUGGAGUGUCCCGUCAUUCCGCAGCAGCAGGUAAUCCUUCAGGCAGCAGGGAAUGUCCAAGCCACUCACUUUUGAGUGGCACAGUGCCCCGAAAUGUCUUCGCAAAGCGCAGCGACAGAGAUGCUGCAGAGAGCGAGGCUGACCGCUGCGUUGACGCAUCAAGUCGAAGAAGCCUGGAUGUCCCUGAGAGAAAGUACCGAGGGGAGGGGUCAAAAGACCACGGAGGCUUGACAGAGAAGUAGCCAUGAGGACAGAGGAGGGAGUCACCUGGUAUAUCUCCUGGGACACGCAGUUGUCCAUCCAGUCGCACGGGGGGACGGACGGGUACGAGUUGAGUAUCACCUCCAACGUGGCAGCAGAGAGAACGCACAACCUCAGCAUCUACGCACGCAGAGGUACGUGCAUCAAAUAUUCAUUGCAUUGGGUUAGAAAAAGGACACGCAGUAAAAGACUUCAAAAUGUCUCAUAGAUGAGCUUAACUGAGUGUUUAACUGUUGGAGUGUGACUUUUCAUUGCCAACCUUUGUUGGAACGGGUUUGGCUCCGUGGUUGAGGAGGAUGCGUACUACAGCUUCAGGAUGUUGGUCUACGUAGUCUUCCACCACCUUAAAGGACAAGCAGUGUUGAUUGUGUGUCUUUAAGAUGGCGUCCGUGAUGGUGUACCUGUAGGACACAGUCCAUGGGUGUGUAUCCUGCACAGUUGCUAACAUCAGCCUUGGCUCCAUGCUGCAGGAGGAGCUCCACUAUCCUGGGGCAGCAGUUGGCGCAGGCGUUGUGCAGCGGCGUGUGCAGCUUCUUGCCCGCUGUUUGCGGGUCAGCCCCCGCGUCCAGCAGACUCUGUACCACACGGCGGUAGCGACCCGCCUCGGACGGCCUCUCGGCCCUGGAGCACGCCGCGUUCAGGGGGGUUUCUCCCUCCCGGUUUGUGGCCAAGACGUCCGCUCCGCGGGCGAGCAAGAGCUCCACAUGCUCGUCCAGGCCCCGCAGGGCAGCCACGUGCAGCGGAGUCAGCCUGGACUCCCUGGCCCUCACGUUGACCUCUGCACCGCCGUCUAAAAGCAGCUCUGCACACCUGGAUGGAGGCCAACAUGUUAGUUACAUCAUGCACCCACCCACCAGAUUGCAGAUGAGAAGUCUCUUUUGACACGGUGCUCCUUCAAAAUAGCCACAUUCAACCCAAAAUACAAGAUCUGGCAUUUAUCUGCAUUUGCCUUUUACACAGAAAAGAGCCAAAUGGGACUUUGUGACUGUGUGUGCUUUCACACAGCGACAAAGCAUCCUGCAACCAGAUAGCAAGGGUUUGUUACACCCCUGUCCUAACAUUGUAUUCCUUUUCACACAGGCGUCUGUUACAGCUGUGAUGACAUCUCCGAAGGCAA
Dunckerocampus dactyliophorus (ringed pipefish) is the source of this 5702-nucleotide messenger RNA. Its product is annotated as alpha-2,8-sialyltransferase 8E-like. The transcript is spliced from 6 exons. The record is from RefSeq and is a predicted model, not a curated record. Bases 120 to 1238 code for a protein of 372 amino acids. Gene Ontology annotation, biological process: oligosaccharide metabolic process; N-glycan processing. NCBI's taxonomy places the organism in Eukaryota, Metazoa, Chordata, Actinopteri, Syngnathiformes, Syngnathidae. Gene Ontology annotation, molecular function: alpha-N-acetylneuraminate alpha-2,8-sialyltransferase activity.